Lobosporangium transversale is the source of this 1168-nucleotide messenger RNA. RefSeq lists its product as hypothetical. The coding region runs from base 39 to 1115 and encodes 358 amino acids. Lineage: Eukaryota; Fungi; Mortierellomycota; Mortierellomycetes; Mortierellales; Mortierellaceae. The record is from RefSeq and is a predicted model, not a curated record. The transcript is spliced from 3 exons.
CUUUUUUCUUUCAUCUCAUUACUCCAUCCGCUUUCAUUAUGACCACGAGUACUUCGGAUAACCAAGUUGUCGUAGUUGACUAUCAAGACCUUGUCUCUGGUACUGAUAUCUCUGCAAAGAUUGAGGAGGCAUUUGGCGCACACGAGCACUGUCUUGGCUUAUUGUUGGUUAGCAACUUACCUAAAGAGUACUUGGCUCUCCGUGAGCGACUACUGAAGCUUGCAUCCACUUUUGCAGCCCUACCAGAAGAGGCCAAAGACAAGACUGUCCAUGCUGCCAGUCGUUACAGUUUUGGAUGGAGUUGUGGCAAGGAGAUUAUGAAUGGAAAACCUGACGUCUCCAAAGGAAGUUACUAUGCCAAUCCAUUGAUGGAUGAACCUGAAUCUUCCAAGAUUCUCCAGGAGCAGUUCCCCGAAUAUUGCCAUCCCAACGUUUGGCCAUCAGAAGAUCUACCCGAGCUUGAAGUUGCCUUCAAGGAAUUGGGGCAAUUUAUUGUCGAGCUCGGAAAACAAGUCGCCAAGGAAUGUGACAAACUUGUGCACUCCAAAUUACCUUCCUUCUCGCCUACGCAUCUUCAAGAUGUCAUCCGUGACUCCAAGACAACUAAGGCAAGAUUGUUACAUUAUUAUCCGCAGACCGGAACUAUCGAGGGCGAGAAGAGGGAUGAUAUGGAUUCAUGGUGUGGAUGGCAUUUGGAUCACGGUUCUCUCACUGGCCUGACUAGCGCCAUGUAUAUCGAUGAAUCUGAUAAAAGCGAAGGCUGGAAGGAGGUCAGUUGCCCUGACCCCGAAGCUGGAUUGUAUAUCCGUAACCGUGGCCAACAAGUUGUUAAGGCCUCCAUUCCUCGCGAUCAUUUGGCAUUCCAAACAGGCGAGGCUUUACAGCUAGCUACUCGUGGCUUGUUGGCCGCAACACCUCACUGCGUUCGUGGUGCAACUCCUCCUGAAAAUGAUCCCAAACACUAUGCUACAUUGGCCAGAAAUACAUUUGCAGUCUUUAUGCAGCCCUCGCUCGAAACCAUCGUUACAGAAGAUGGACGCAAUUUUGGUGAAUGGACUAAAGAGGUUUUGGACCGUUACUAUGAUAAGGACAGCAAGCAAGCCAAGAAGCAUUAAGAAAUGCAUUUAGAAAAACAGCAAUAAUAAUAAAACCCCCACAUAAUGGCGAG